GCCAUUCAGUCUAAUUUUCUUCUAAUUUUCUUCUAAUUUCUAAUACCCACCGUGAAAGUGCGUUAAUUAAUGCCGUCCCAUCCAACGUAUUAUCUAAAAGGGUCUUCAUCGUUUUUCAGUAUUUUCCAUUGGUGAAGGUUUCAUAAUAUCAAUCAAAAAGCUCCCUGUUUUCUAGUCUACUCUUAAUUUCAUAGCUCAGAACCGCCACUGCUGUGGGCAAGACUCGUCAUGAAAGACUUCUUCAGUUCUCUCUGCGUUUGCCUCUUCUUUUGUUUCGGGCUUCUCUUCAAUAGGGUGUCCUCACAAACUGGACCUGAACGUGCCGCCCUCCCGCCGAGAGGCUGGAACUCCUAUGACUCCUUCUGCUGGACUAUUUCUGAGAAAGAAUUCCUGGACAAUGCAGAGAUUGUUGCCAAGCGGCUUAAUUCUAAGGGUUAUGAGUAUGUGGUUGUGGACUACCUCUGGUAUAGGAAAAAGGUUCCAGGUGCUUACGUUGAUUCUCUUGGAUUUGAUGUGAUUGAUGAAUGGGGGAGGAUGGUGCCUGACCCGGUGCGGUGGCCUUCCUCUCAAGGUGGAAAGGGAUUCACUGAAGUAGCUAAGAAAGUUCAUGAUAUGGGUUUGAAGUUUGGAAUUCAUGUCAUGAGAGGAAUAAGCACACAGGCAGUAAAUGCCAAUACUCCUAUAUUGGACGUUUCUAAGGGAGGUGCCUAUGUAGAAUCAGGGAGAAAGUGGUUUGCAAGUGAUAUCGGGAUCAAGUCGAGGUCGUGUGCGUGGAUGCAUAAUGGUUUCAUGAGUGUAAACGUUAAUUCAGGAGCUGGAAAAGCCUUCUUAAGGUCGCUUUAUCAACAGUUUGCUGAUUGGGGCGUUGAUUUUGUGAAGCAUGAUUGUGUCUUCGGUGACGACUUGGAUUUACCUGAAAUAAGCUUUGUCUCAGAUGUUCUUAAACAACUUAACCGCCCAAUACUCUAUUCUCUGUCUCCCGGAACAAGUGUGACACCAGCCAUGGCCAAGGCUGUAAGUGGGCUGGUUAACAUGUAUAGAAUAACAGGUGACGAUUGGGAUACUUGGAACGACAUCGUUUCCCACUUUGAUGUCACCCGGGAUUUCUCUACUGCUAAUAUGAUAGGUACCACAGGGUUGCUGGGUAAAUCAUGGCCUGAUUUAGAUAUGCUUCCACUAGGGUGGCUCACUGAUCAAGGUUCAAACGAUGGCCCACAUAGAAGAUCCAACCUUAAUAUAAAUGAACAAAGAACUCAGAUGACUUUAUGGUGUAUGUCCAAAUCUCCAAUUAUGUAUGGAGGAGAUUUGCGGAAUAUCGACGAUAUGACCUAUAGUAUCAUCACGAAUCCUACGCUUCUGGAGAUUAACUCCUUUAGCACAAAUAAUAUGGAGUUUCUUAAAAUUGCUGCAACAACAAAGGUAUCAAAAUGUAGAGAGCAGAUUAUGAAAUGGCAUUUCAGAUAUUUGAAGCCAUCAGUUUCACCUAUAUUGAGUCUCACCAAAUGUGCGGAUUCGAACGCUGUUGGUUGGAUUACUAAAACUCUCGAUCGAGGUGUGGAAAAAAUAUGCUGGAAGGCCAAUCCAGAGCAUGAAUAUCAAACCCCAUUAUGUCUAUAUAAAAGAGGAUCUCGAGUUGCAAUAGAUAAAGAGGCAACUACUCGCCAUGAUCAAGUGGAACUUCUAUCAUCGCGUACUAGCGCGGUGGACGUUUGCCUGGAUGCUACUUCGAAAAGAAAGCGUAGUUCUGAAGAGUUCAUGAGGGGGUCAUUUUUUCCGUGCAGUAGACAUGAGAACCAGAAGUGGGAUUUAUACAGUAAUGGGACAUUGGGAAACCAUCAUUCCGGGCAUUGUGCAAUUGUGAAGACUAGCCAAGCCAAAGGCAGUCCGACUGGAGUUCGCUCUUGGAUCGCAACAGGAAGAGGAGGUGAGAUAUAUGUUGCUUUCUUCAAUCUGAACGAUGUGAAGACGGUAAUAUCAGCAAAGAUUUCGGACCUGGGCGAAGUUGUUCCUGGCAAGAAACUGGAUCAUAGUUCCUGCAAAUGCAAAGAGGAAUGGAGUGGAAGAGAGUUUGGAGUGAAGUCAGGGUCAAUAGGUGCAGCAGUUGAAAGCCAUGGUUGUGCAGUGUUUAUCAUAAAUUGUAGCAGCUGAUCCAACUGCAUAGCAAAAGCAGCCAAUAAUAAGCUCUGGAGUAUGUGGUAAGCUUGGUACUCUUAAAAAAGCCCCCCCCCCCCACCAAAUAUAUAAGCACCUGUUCUAAGCUAAAAUUUAUUAGAAAGAUUAUAAUAAUUUAUGUUUAAGAUGUAA
Cucurbita maxima (winter squash) is the source of this 2304-nucleotide messenger RNA. RefSeq lists its product as uncharacterized. The transcript has 14 exons. Gene Ontology annotation, biological process: carbohydrate metabolic process. The record is from RefSeq and is a predicted model, not a curated record. Bases 229 to 2148 code for a protein of 639 amino acids. NCBI's taxonomy places the organism in Eukaryota, Viridiplantae, Streptophyta, Magnoliopsida, Cucurbitales, Cucurbitaceae. Gene Ontology annotation, molecular function: hydrolase activity, hydrolyzing O-glycosyl compounds.